Drosophila ananassae is the source of this 1675-nucleotide messenger RNA. RefSeq names its product membrane-bound alkaline phosphatase. The record is from RefSeq and is a predicted model, not a curated record. Gene Ontology annotation, molecular function: alkaline phosphatase activity. The coding region runs from base 34 to 1608 and encodes 524 amino acids. The transcript is spliced from 2 exons. Gene Ontology annotation, biological process: dephosphorylation. Lineage: Eukaryota; Metazoa; Arthropoda; Insecta; Diptera; Drosophilidae.
GGAGAUACCCCGUCCGGUUCAGUCUUCAGAAAAAUGUCCCGCGGGUCAAACGCAGCUCUCGUCGUUGUCCUUUUGCUGGGCAGCUCCUGCUGGGCGGCCCCGGAGUGCGGCCGCAGUGCGGAGCAGUGCCACGAGCACAGGAUGCAUCCGGAUCUGCCAGAGCCGGAGCCAGUCGCCGGCCGGAAGAUGCGUGUGGUCGAGGGUGACGACACCAAUUCCUACUGGCGGCAGCAGGGCAUCGAGUUUGUGCAGCGGAAGCUUUCCUCUGAGCCCAACAAGCGCCAGGCCAAGAACGUGAUCCUCUUCCUGGGUGACGGCAUGGGCGUGACCACCACCUCGGCCUCGCGGAACCUUCUGGGCGGCGAGGAGAAGUCGCUCUCCUUCGAGAACUUCCCCUACUCGGGUCUCUCGAAGACCUACUCCGUGGACAAGAUCGUUCCGGACUCGGCCUGCACGGCCACAGCCUACCUAUGCGGUGUGAAGGGUCAGGAAGGCACAAUCGGAGUUAAUGGACAGGUGCCGCGCACCGACUGCACCGUCAUGCUGGACGAGAACACCCACGUGAACUCCAUUGCCAAGUGGGCGAUGGAUGCAGGAAAGUGGGCUGGCCUGGUGACCACCACCCGCGUCACGCAUGCCUCGCCCUCUGGCGUCUAUGCCCACAUCGCGGAGCGGGACUGGGAGAAUGACGCGGAGGUGGCCGGCGACUGUGGAGCCAACUCUGGCAUCCACGACAUUGCCUACCAGCUGGCCCGCGGAGAGGUGGGCAGCAAACUGAAAGUGAUCAUGGGCGGCGGACGCAAGCACUUUGUGGCCUCUAGCUUAGCGUCUUGGGGUGAGCGGAAUGAUGGCCUCGAUCUCAUCGAGGAGUUCCAGUUGGAAAGUAACAAGAAUGCCUACGUCACCACCUUGGAUGAACUGAAUGCCGUGAAUCUGCAACAGACAGACCGCCUGCUGGGGCUCUUCAACGACGAUCACCUGAAGUAUCGCAUGGAGACCACCGAGGACAGUCAACAGCCCACCCUGGAGCAGAUGACCCGCAAGGCCAUCGAGUACAUGAGCCAGAGCGAGCAGGGCUACUUCCUGUUCAUCGAGGGAGGUCGCAUCGACCAGGCCCACCACAUCAAUCAGGCGAGGAUGGCCCUGAACGAGACCAUUGAGUUCUCCAAGGCCAUUGCUGCCGCCCAGGAGUUGACCAGCGAGGAGGACACGCUCCUGGUGGUCACCGCGGAUCACUCGCAUGUGUUUACCUAUGGGGGUUAUGCGAACCGUGGCUCGGAUAUUUUCGGACCAGCUCCUGUGACCGGACACGACGGUCAGCCCUACAUGGUUCUGAGCUAUGCCAACGGACCCAGCUAUGAGAACUUCUACGACAUGGCCACCAAGGAGCGCAAGAACCCCACCACGGUGGUGAAGGGAGAGCACGACGACGAGUUCCCAUCCGGAGUACCCAUUGACAUGGACUCGCAUGGCGGCGACGACGUCCCAGUCUUCGCCUUGGGUCCUUGGUCUCAUCUGUUUACGGGAGUUUACGAGCAGAGUACCAUUCCCCACCUGAUGGCCUACGCAUCCUGCCUGGGCGAAGGACACACCAUGUGCAGCACUUAAGAAAGUCCGACCCCAAGAUGUUUAGAACUUAAUAAUGGAAAUAAAAUUUAUCUUAAAACAGGCCAAA